Molecule: messenger RNA, 945 nt
Organism: Saprolegnia parasitica CBS 223.65
Lineage: Eukaryota; Oomycota; Saprolegniomycetes; Saprolegniales; Saprolegniaceae
Exons: 1
Coding region: 1-945 (314 amino acids)
Biological process (GO): ubiquitin-dependent protein catabolic process
Cellular component (GO): nucleus
Molecular function (GO): protein-N-terminal asparagine amidohydrolase activity
Source: RefSeq, a predicted model, not a curated record
AUGCUGGUGACGCCGACGACGACGGCGGACGAGAUCGCGGCCUCGCCGGCGCUCUGCGCUGCGGCGGACGCCUUCUUCGGCGCGCCGGUGCUGGCGACGACCGACGACUCGAGCUACGCGCGCGGAUUCCCCGUGCUCUACGUGGCGCAGGGCGAAGCCGCCUACUCGUUCGCGUCGGCGCCGCUCGCGCUCGCCUCGGACGACGCGACGACGUGUUGCAUCCUCGUGCUCCAGUCGCCGACCUGCUUCUGCCUCGCGCACGUCGACUCGCCGGGCCAAGUGGCCUUCCUCUUUGCGCACUGGCAGCGCACGCUCGGCGCCGUCGACACGCGCAUCGCUGUCGUCGGCGGCUACAUGGACGAAGGCGACGUCGGCGCCGGCAUCAUCGCGAGUAUCGUCGACGCCAUGCACGCAGCACCUGCGUCCUCUUCGAUCUUCCUCUGGGCGACCGGCCAGACCAACACGGUGCCAGGGUCGUCGCCGUCGCAGCCCAAGGUCCGUGGCCUCCUCGCGCUGCCGACUCUGGACGGCGAUGCACAGCUCGCGCCCAUCGACUACGCGCCCGGCGCGUACCGCGGUCCCAACUUUCUCCGGCGCACGACGUCGACGCCCGCGACGCCGCUCUAUGUGCUCAAGGCCGAGCCGGCCCUCGAGUGCGUCGUCGGCCCGUACCGCAGCUUUUGGAUGCACUCGGACCUCCCGGCCGCACGCAUGCGCCAGUAUCUCGCCCAUGUACGGGGCUUCUCGGACGCCGAGCUCCUGCAGCGAUUCUCGACGUCGCCCGCAGCCGAGGGCCCCAAGUUCGUUGCCGACUUGAAGGCGCGUUUUGACGCGGCGGGAGCCGUCCUCGACCUGAGUGAUGACGAGCGCACGGCAAUUCUCAGUGCAGAGCAGCGCUACCGGUGGCAGCCAUCGACGGGCCACUGGGACCUUGUCGAAACCUAG